Molecule: messenger RNA, 1640 nt
Organism: Paralichthys olivaceus (Japanese flounder)
Lineage: Eukaryota; Metazoa; Chordata; Actinopteri; Pleuronectiformes; Paralichthyidae
Source: RefSeq, a predicted model, not a curated record
CUGCUAACCUGACCUGUCGCUCAGAGAGAUGCAGCAGAUGAGUUUGGACACUGAGAGAGCGACACACAGCGGGACAGUCAGGAUGCAGAUGGAGAGUCGAUCGAGGUCCUCUCAUAAGUACCUGCUGCUCCAGGUGUGGUGUGGUCUCCUCACUGUGGCUGUGGUGGUCAUGGCUGCGUUUCUCACUUCGAUCAAACCAAGGUCACCUGAGGACGGAGUCUCGACAAUGAAGCCCGACAACGUCAGUCCAACGAGAUCCUCUCCGUCAUUCAUCCAGCUGAUCAAGUCUGUGACCGAUGACUCUUGGCAGGAAGCCCCUCCGUGUCGCUCCUCCUCGCUCGCCCUGAGAAACAACUCCAUCCACUGCCAGAAAAACAGCCUCUACUUCAUCUACGCCCAGGUCACCUUCACCGUGCACCACAACACAAGCGGAGCCAAAUCUGUGAUUUUGGUUAGAAACCCGACGGUCGGUAGGAGAAAGAAGAAACUGGUUGUGGGAACCUUCCCAGGUACGACGGAGGGUUCUGUGUGGGUGGGCAAGAUCGUCCAUCUCGUGGAGGGAGACAGCGUCAGCUUGAAUAUCACAGAUGACUUUCUAAAAGACAACACAUUCUGGGGAGCUUAUCAACUCUCUUAACACAGCACGUCUCUGGAGUUUGCAGCUAUACAAGAGGAAAUAUUCUCCCCUGGACUGGUUUGAUGUUCGUAGCCGAUACCAGCAUUUAUCAACAAGAAUGGCUCAUCACCUGGUUUUCUGUUUUUUUUUGUUUUUUUUUGCAAUAUUUUGUGCCGGUUAUUUAAGUUUGAUAAUUUUAUACCAGAAACUACUCAAAAUCACAGAAUUCUGUCACGUUCAACAAGUGAAUCUUAUUUUUAGAGGGUAGUUCAGCCUUUUAAUUAUCUGGAACACUAAAAUGCUAAAAAGCUCCAUCAGGGUUAGUUCUGCAGGAGGUUUGGACUCGGACUGAGGCUAAAUCCAUACUACUACGUUUUACCAGUUUGGAAACGCUGCUGGUCCUGUUUUAGUUUUCAGGCACAUGCGGAGACGCUUUGCAAACGGUGGCAUGACGUAGCCUUUGCCGAAGAAAACAACGGGCAUGAGCCUUGGAUACCAGAGUACGUUGGACAUGGAUAAUCACUCGACAAGUGUAAACUAAUCCUUUUGCUAACAAGUGUCAGAGACAAGCUGUCAUUCAUGUAAUUCCUGUUUACACGGCACGUUCACGUGUUCUAGGGCCCGGUCACAGAUACACAAAGGCAUCAGUGGUGAACGCUGGCCUGCGCCCUGAGAGCCCUCGUCAGGACACAAACAGUUCUGGUUUUAAAAUGGCGUUUUCAAGCUAACACAUAGUAGCAUGGAUGUGGCCUGCGAUCUUUUUACACAAGGUCACAUCUUCACAUCCUUUGGAGGAAAAUAUCUUGAAAAUGAAAUUAAGUGCAUCAGUGCAACGCUAGUGGAGUCUCUACUUUUACCUGCUGGCUCCCAGUGCUGACAUUUGUGUGAUCUUGUAGUUUUCUGAGAUAUCUGCAUUUUAAUGAAUGUACUAUGAUUGUGAGGGUUUGUUGUGUGACUGCUCGUUUAAUGUAUGAAAUGUGAUAUUAUAUUGUGAUGGUUGGAUUUCUGUAAUAAAAAUUAGUAU